Cercospora beticola is the source of this 1110-nucleotide messenger RNA. RefSeq names its product DNA replication protein PSF2 (gene PSF2). Lineage: Eukaryota; Fungi; Ascomycota; Dothideomycetes; Mycosphaerellales; Mycosphaerellaceae. The record is from RefSeq and is a predicted model, not a curated record. Gene Ontology annotation, biological process: DNA replication; double-strand break repair via break-induced replication. Gene Ontology annotation, cellular component: nucleus; GINS complex.
UCAGCGACGAACUUCUUCGGCUUGCUGUCAGAUAUGCACCAAGACACACGAUGGCCCUCCCACUCCCUCCCGGCCUCACGCCAAACGAAGUCGGUUUUCUCUGCGAAAUGGAACUCGUCACGGUGAUCCCCCGCCAAAGACUCGAAGGACUGGAGCUGCUAGGAGGCCCUACAGAACGCCUCAACCCACCAUUCCCAGCCCAACUCCCCCUCUGGCUCGCCCUCCUUCUCAAACGCCAAAAACGAGCCAAUAUCUCCCCACCACCCUGGCUCUCGCCUUCCUCUCUCCAAUCCAUUCUCGAAUUCGAGACCGAUCCCAGACUCGCGGGCGCAUUAGCACCGGGUCCCGACCUCCCAGAAUCCACAGGCGUCAGUCUCCCCAACGAACCCUACCUCAAACACGAGAGCUUGGAGAUCAGCAGUCCUUUCAUAAAAGACAGCAGUACAAGUCGAGCGCAACAAGAACGUCUACCAUAUCAUUGGAAUGAGCUUGGGUUCUUAUUACUCACGCAUGCGAGCGAUGAUUUCGAGGAUCCGGAUACUGUGAGGAGACUGUUACGAGAUUUGAGGGAAGUGAGAAUGAGUAAAUUGAGGAAAGGUUUCAAGGCUUUAGAAGCAGGUGCUGGAUUGAAGGUUAAUGGAGUUGGAGGGAUGGAAGUUGCAGAGAUCAGAGGGUUUGUGGGAGGUGUGGUGGACGGGCUGAGAAAGCUGAACCAGCCACGCGAGGAUGCACAAAAGGAGCAGGAAGCCGAUGGCCAGGAUGCUCUGGGUGGGAGCGGGAACUACCAGGACGAUGAUGACGAUAUGGAACUAUAGCAUUUGCGAAUGAACGGCAAUAUCGCGAGGCUCUGACUGGAAGGUUUCGAAAAAGUAGCGGACGCGACGUUCCACGAUACGCCCUGUGCACAGCAUCCCGUCUGCUACAAGUUGAUGACGACUCGAUGCUUUUGUAGGACGGGAAGUACAAGCAAGAUGCACCAAACCGUCCGCACACGUUGCUUGGGCCAAAAAGCGGCGGCCCAGAAUCGUAGAGCAUGCGUGCCUCGAUCAAGACGGGAGACAAUUAGCGGGAGGUUGGACUCCGGUACGAAACGAAUACACACAACCUCUC